AUGUUCCGACCUCCUACAAUGUCGCAGCUGCUCAAGCGGGCGGGACUGGCGAAGCGCUCUCGGCCUGCAGGCCGUGGUGUGGACGCGACGCCGAGCCCCGCAAACCAGUCCAACAACAAGCGACAAAGGGUGGACGGUGGUAGCAGCAGACAGCACGCGAGCGAGGAGGAGGAGGAGGAAGAAGAAGAAGGGGGGAGUAGAAGCGAGAACGGCGCUUCUGCCAAAGACGUCACCGUGGACGACCAAAUCGCGGCGCUUGAGCGGGAGCUCAAAGGCGCCGACGUUAGCAGUAGCGACGCCGAGAGCUCUAUUAGCAGCGACGAUGAUAACGCCGGCAGCAAGGAGGACAGAGGAGCCGGCCAAGAGCGCGGGCGAGCAACGAAGCUCGUAUCUCCUCUCGAAGCCGAGAAGAUCGAGCCCCUGCCCGCGCAUCUCUUGCCGCGCCCGGGGUGCGGCGUGCACAAGGACAACAAGAAGAAGAAGAAGCCUAGUGCUGCUGUUGGUACGACGGCGCUACCAGGACCGUCGCAAGGGCUUGAUAGCGCCGUGAAGGAGCUUCUGGCAAACUACGAGGCUCGAUCUUCCGAACGGGUCCCGUUCUACUGUAGAGUGUGCAAGUUCCAGGGAGAUAGCUUGGAGGCCCUUGAGAAGCACAAGGAAGAACCGCUGCAUGUGGAGGCCGCUAAGAAGGAGCGGAAGAUCAGCAAGUGCUCGCUCUGCAAGAAGCAGUUCACCAGCCCACCGCAAUUACAGGAACACCUGGCAGGGAAGGCUCACUUGGAAAAGCUCCAGUCGAUGAUGUCGCGCCAAGGAAAGUGGGUACCCGGUGGUCGGGGAGGACCAGGAUCAGAGGGAUCGUUGAACGGAUAUUCUGGUCGAGAAAACGGGGGCGAUUGCUGGCGAGGGAGCGGUGCACGUGGCGGGUGGGCGGUGGGCCGGGGGAGGGGAAAUGACGGAAUGAGAGGAGGGGGGAAUGACGGUGGCCGUGGGCGGGGGAAUCCGAGUCGCGGUCGGGGCGGGCGGGGGAGGGGACCGGGAAGAGGAUACGAGAAUGAUCGAUGACGGUUGCUCGGGUGUGUGCAGAGUGCGGCGUACACUUAAAUGAUACCUCGCGACCUCCUUUCCAUCUUUCCCACGCGAAGCAUUCCCAGGAAUGGGAAGCGGAAGUUCCUCAAACGGAUGGAGCCUUAGUCCUUAUGUGUUUUGAUAGAGGUGUCGGGGGACUUGGUGUAACAACACCACCGUCAAGGUGGGCCACCAGGUCGUCAGCGAAAGUUCACUGCGGUUUGUUCUUCAAGGACGACGCUCUGUUCUUUGCGUAGAUGCUGGCACAGUAGUAGGUUGGAAACGACGCACACUCUACUGCUGUAGGCCUCUUCAGGUACAUAACGCGAAGCGCCAACAUCGCGUUGACGGCGUUGGUUUUCAUGGCGUCUCUCAGGCCGGUUUACUGAGCUCCGU
This is a messenger RNA of Ectocarpus sp. CCAP 1310/34, 1461 nucleotides long. The record is from the annotation of a GenBank genome assembly. Lineage: Eukaryota; Phaeophyceae; Ectocarpales; Ectocarpaceae.